AUGCGGUGCUUUGACACGGCAAAGGUGUAUGUGAAAGCCGGCGACGGCGGGAAUGGGUGUGUCGCCUUCCGACGUGAGAAGUUUGUGGCGUACGGGGGCCCCUCCGGUGGGAAUGGGGGCCGCGGGGGGCAUGUCUUCGUCGAGGUUGACCAAGGAAUGAACUCUUUGCAACCGUUCCGGAAGCAGAUUCACUUCCGCGCUGGUAGAGGGGGGCACGGCGAGGGGAGCAAGUGCGAGGGGCCAAAGGGCGACGACAUCACCAUCAAAGUUCCGCCGGGGACGGUUAUCAAGCGCGCUCGGGAAGGUGGCGAGGAAGAGGGGGAGUGGCUCAUGGAGCUUGUGAAACCAGGCGAGAAGCAAGUCCUGAUCCCGGGAGGACGGGGCGGCCGCGGGAACACGUCGUUCAAGUCCUCGCAGAACAAGGCCCCCGUCAUCGCGGAGAAUGGGGAGGAGGGCCGGGAAAUGUGGGUCGAGCUCGAGCUGAAGCUCGUAGCUGACGUGGGCAUCGUAGGCGUCCCAAACGCUGGAAAAAGUACCCUUCUCAGCGUGAUCAGUGCAGCGAGGCCCAAGAUUGCGAACUACCCGUUCACGACGCUGGUGCCAAACCUUGGGGUCGUGGAGAUCGACUACGAGACCAUCGUCUUCGCGGACGUGCCAGGUCUCUUAGAAGGCGCCCACACUGGCCACGGUCUAGGCCAGGAGUUCCUGCGGCACUGCGAGCGCAGCCGCGUGCUGGUGCACAUGAUCGACGGGACCAGCCCGCAGCCCGUGCACGACUUCGAGGCCAUCUGCAACGAGAUGGCGCUCUUCAAUCCGACGCUUGCUCAGAAACCGCAGAUUGUGGCCUUCAACAAGAUGGACCUUCCUGAAGCGCAAGAAGCGUGGCCCGCUUUCCAGGCCGCCAUGCUGGAGCGGGGGAUCGAGCCGGUCGCAAUCAGCGCCGUCGCUCAGGAGAACGUGACCACCAUUCUGCGUCAGACGCAAGCGUUGCUGAAGGAGAUUGCGAACCCGUACGCGUUUGACCCCUUCGAGCGGCAAGAGCGCAAGGUCAAGGUCACCGUUCCGUCCAACGACACGGGCCCCCCCAUCGACGUCUUCUCCAUCGAGCAAGACCCCCACACGCGAACCUGGACGGUUAUCGGCGAGGGUUUGGAGCGGUUUACGCAGAUGACCAACUGGGAGUACUACGAGGCCAUAAAGCGGUUCCAAAAAGUGUUGGACGCAUCGGGGGUGAACCAGGAGCUGCGGCGAAGGGGAGUGCGGGAAGGGGAUACGGUGGAGCUCGGGGAGAUGGAGUUCUCCUGGAUGGACAAGGAAGACUGGAACACGUUCGGCGAUGGGUGGACACGUGGCACCCGGGGGUCCAAGCACUGGCCGCAUUAG
Messenger RNA from Klebsormidium nitens, 1383 nucleotides. NCBI's taxonomy places the organism in Eukaryota, Viridiplantae, Streptophyta, Klebsormidiophyceae, Klebsormidiales, Klebsormidiaceae. The record is from the annotation of a GenBank genome assembly.